AUGGAUUUAGAGAAAUUAAAUUUGGAGGCUUCAUCAGGAGUUAAACUUGAAAUACAAAGUAAUUUUAACAAGACUUCUGUCAAAACAAAUGAGAUAGAAUCUAUUGGAGAAAGCAAAUUUAGUGCACAUUUAAGAUCUAAAGAUAACACUUAUUCUGUAAAUGCUAUUGAGCCAUUUCUUCCAUUAUUUGCAAGUGUUAGAGAAACAGCUGAUAACCUAGCAAAAAUAUAUAAAGAUGCAAAGCACAAUCGUCAAGUAUGUGCGGAUCUGGUUAACCGUGUGAAAAUUGUAGAACAAGAUGUUAGAUAUUUGCAGUGUCACAAACAAGAGAAUGAAAAAUAUUUUAGUAGUCAACAAUAUUACGAUGCAUGGGUUGGUUUUUGUCACGUGUUGGAUGGAGUUAAGGAGUUUGCAAAAAAUGUGACACAGCUAUCGGGUUUACAAAAGUAUGCGAAUGCAAAAGUUGUUAGAAAAAAUUUUUAUAGCGUUGUCGGCGAAUUUGAAUAUAAAUAUGGUGACAUAAAGGAAUUUUAUUCUGAUGAGAAAAGAGAACAAGAGAUAUAG
Messenger RNA from Acaulospora morrowiae, 564 nucleotides. NCBI's taxonomy places the organism in Eukaryota, Fungi, Glomeromycota, Glomeromycetes, Diversisporales, Acaulosporaceae. The record is from the annotation of a GenBank genome assembly.